GCGUGUUUUUUUCUAGGUCUCUCUUUCCUGGACGCCUUUGGCUAAAUUGAUUGAUUUUUAUUUCUUUUAUUUUUGGUUAGUUGAGUGACAGCUGUGUUAGAGCAUAGUGUGUCGCUGUUAUUCCAGAGGGCAGUGCCUUGGCACGAGCCGCUGAAGGCUGCGCAGCAGCAAGUCAGCCCAUCGGCCAGUGGGUCUGACAGAGCAACUCAGGCUGACCCUAGAGCCCUUUCCAGCAGGGCUUUGAAUUCUGGCUUGGCGGGACGCUCCGCGCUCUGUUUCUAGCCAAAGAGCGGCUGGGCUGUCAGAGGAAGCCCGAACUCUUUGCAAGCCGCUGGACUGCUGUGAGUCUUUGCCAGUUGUGGACGGCUGGUUUUCGCCCCUCUAGUGAUCGGCUGACCAGGGGCCCGAUUCCCGAGCCUCUGCUCACUUGCGAGUACACUUGGAAGCCUCCGUGGCUGCAUAGGAGGCAGCCUUUGAUCCCAGCUGUUCGUCGGAUCGUGAAAAUGGCGGACGCGACUCCUGGGACCAGCAGCGGAGCUGCCUGGCAGAAGGAAGGUGAGCAGAGAGAGGCCCCCAGGAGGACUGCUGGCGUGGCAGAGACCUCAGGCUCGAGGUCUGCCAGCAGGAUGGCAGCCGCAAAGAUCUCCAAAAGAUCGCAGCGAGCAGCGAAGCCCUCAAAGGCUGCAGAAAAAGACGCAGCCAGACGUCAGAGGGCUUUAGAAAAGGAGAUUGCCAGGGCCUCUGACUCUGGGAGAGAUGUCCCUCAGGGCUUGGCGGCAAGUGCUUCCCGCCAUUUUUAGGAGCGACAGUUGGUUACUGAGGACUUUGACAGCAGGUUUAUGCAGCCUUUGUCGCCAGAUGGUGCUGCUGAGCAGUCUUUAAUCAGCAAUCUGCCCAGCAUCAGAGCUCCAUCUAGUUCCCUCCCUGAUCUCUUUUCUGCCCCUGUGGCAUGGCAACUGCCUCCUAAACACAAGCCAUUGCCUGCUGGGAAUCCAGUGGCCCAGCCUUCUGUGCAGAUUCCCUCUGGGGAUAAUCAGCAAGGUCAAUUUCCACAUAAUAUGGAAACCAUUAUUUCUGAAGCAAUAGAGAGGGGCAUAGCUGCGGGGCUGCAGCAUAGACACAGCCACAGCCGCAGGGAGGCUUCCCUUUGCUCUGAAGUUUCUCAGCCUGUAGAAGUGCCCCUUAAAGGGCAGCUAUUAGGUGACCUGACCCACUCUUGGGGUGCUUAUUCCCCUACUUCUUCAGAUGCCUCUGAUGUGCAGGAGGACAUGGAGGAGGAGCCUGAGCUCUCAGAGGAUGAGGAACUAUCCCCUGAUCAACCCUCAGUUGUUGGGCUCUUUCACCCUCAUUUGUUUAAGUCACUACUAUAUAAGACCUCCAGUACAGCUCGUCUGGCAGGUCAUUUGCCCUCAGUGAAUCCUCAGCACUGGUGUCUUCAGCGGUCCUAUCAGAUACCCUAGAGGAGGCCCUUUGGCCGAAGGACAGACGGGCGGAGCAGUCCAUCAAAAAGGUACAACAGUCGGCAGCGUGGGCCGUGAAGGCCUCAACAGCAGCGUCUUUCUUUAAUCGAGCCUUGUUGCUGUGGCUGAGGCAGCUUCAGGACAGGAUUCUGCUGACCGAUUUGCGAGCCCAUCAGGAUCUCAAUAAAUUGUCGGCCACCUUAGAGUUUUCAGCUGAUGCCAUCCUGGCUGCGGCAAGGUUUGCCUCAAAGGCCAUUGCUUCCUCUGUGGCCUUCAGGAGGCUCCUCUGGCUCCAUCACUGGCAGGCAGAUGCCAAGCAGAAGUGGCGACUGGCAUCUGCCCCUUUUUCGGGAAAGCAGCUGUUUGGUGACUCGCUGGAGCUGCUGCUCAUCGAGACCAAAGAAAAACAUAAGGUCCUUCCUUCCCUAGCACAAUGGACAGAUUUCCGACCAACUCCAUACCCUCUGAGCCAGUCCUUCCGGGGGCCUGAGGGGGGUGGUAGUUCCUUUCGGGUGCAGCUCCCGUUCCACCCUAGGCAAGGUCAACCCCAGGAUAGGGCUGGGAAGUUCAGGCAGUUGCCAUCUAGGCAGCUCUUUCAAGGGGGAGGGAGCCGUCCUUACCGAUGCCAACGUUAGUUGCCUCACGAACCCUCCCAUUGGGGGACGCCUGGCCUUAUUUGCUGGGUGUUGGGAGGGUAUCACGACAGAUGCAUGGGUCUUGGAGAUGGUCUGCUCGGGCCUCUCCUUGGAGUUCCUCUCCACUCCCCCGAGGUUUUUCAUCUCUUGCCCGGUUUCGGGUAAUCCGGUUAAACGGAAUCUCAUGGAAACUGCUAUUCAGCACCUUGGACAUCCAUGCUGUUCAGCCAGUUCCUGAGUCUGAGCACAGGAUGGGAUAUUAUUCCAUCCUCUUUAUGAUUCCAAAAGCUCGGGGGAGGGGGGUAUAGAGUUAUUCUGGACCUCAAAAGACUGAACCGCUACAUCACUACAAGCGGUUCAAGAUGCAUUCCCUUAAAUCCAUCUUAGACGGCGUCAGGGAGAGCGACUUCCUCACUUCAAUCGAUCUGACCAAGGCUUACUUGCACAUCCCCAUUUUGCCAUGUCACAGGAAGUAUCUUCAGUUCUGUUACUCAGGCCGACAUUAUGAGUAUAGGGCCUUGCCCUUUGGGCUGUCGUCAGUGCCAAGGGUUUUCACAAAAGUGUUGGCACCUUUAGCUGCCCAUCUGUGAGCUUGUCCCGUGCUUGUCCCGUGCUAUCUGGAUGACAUUCUUAUACAAUCCUCUUCUCACGAGCAAGCAUGUGUCGAUCUUAAGGUCACCAUGCGAGUGCUUCAGGAGCACGGGUUUUCUGUUAAUCUAAAAAGGAGUGAUUUAACUCCUACCACUCGACUUCUUCAUCUGGGGGCAGAGAUUGAUACUAUUGAGUGCAGGGUGUAUCUGUCCCAGGAGCGUCAAGCGAGCUUGGUGGACCUGGUCCUCCUCGUGUCUAGGGCACAUGUUGUGCCCUUGGCUACGCUGUCGAAGCUUCUGGGCAAGAUGGUGUUCUGCAUUUCAAUUGUACCAUGGGCACGGUUACACGCUAGGCCUCUUCAGUGGUUUCUCCUCCCUUAUCAGAGGGCAGGCACUGGUUCAUCCCUCUACAAAGUUAGUGUGCCCCCUAAGGUGUUUUAUGUUCCCUAGAAUGGUGGGUCUCCCAGGCGAUUACCAAGAGUUGCACGUUUCGAGACCCGGAGAGGCUGACAGUGACAACCAAUGCCAGUCUUUAUGGCUGGGGAGCCCACCUACGGGAGAGGGUGGCCCAGGGCAGGUGGUCCCAGCCAGAGUUGGCCCAUAAUAUUAAUUGGUUAGAACUUAGGGCGGUCCAUCUGGCCCUUCAGGAGUUCCAGGAUCUGGUGGUUGGUAGGCCUAUUCUAGUUCUCAUGGACAAUGUGGCCGCCAAAGCCCACAUUAACAGGCAAGGUGGCACUCAGUCCAGGAUCCUUAUGGACGAGGCUGAGCGGCUCUGUCUCUGGGCAGAGUAGCUCCAGAUCUCCUUACGAGCAGAGCACAUUGCAGGAACGGCCAAUGUUCAGGCAGGGCUUAGCAGGGCCACCAUUGACCACGCAGAGAGGUGUCUGCAUCCGGAUUUGUUUCAGGAGCUGAUGGAGCGUUUCAGUCGACCGAAAGUGGACCUCUUCGCCUCCCCGGACAACGCUCACCUGGACAGAUUCAAGGUUUGCAGUUCCGGGAGCAGAGAGUAUUGGCGUGCUUCGCAGCCCUUGGCCGGCAGAGCUGCUCUACGCCUUCCCAACGCUGCCCCUCCUACAGAAGGUGGUAAGGAAGAUUCUUGCAGAGUGGGCAGAGGUGAUCCUGGUCACUCCACACUGGCCUUGACGGCCUUGGUUUGCCGACUUGGUGGCACUUUCAGUGGCCAGACCUUGGAGGAUACCGCCGGACAGAGUUUUCCUCACCCAGGGGUCAUUGGUCCACCCGGAUCCUCAGUGGCUCCAAUUGACCGCCUGGCAUUUGAGCGGCGGGCUCUGAGCCGGGACAACUAUCCCUCUGAGGUCAUUGACACCAUCCAAGCCUCCUGGAGGGCUUCAACCAACAGAAUUUACGAUGCCACUUGGCGUGCCUUCUGCUCUUGGUGUAAUAAGUCGGGACUUGACCCAACUCAGGUGGCGGCGCUGUUUUCUGUCUUCUCCUGUAGGGGGCUGGAUUCUUUGGCUCGUCACAAGAACAUUCGGAGGUUUCUUAAGGGCGCGGUGAAUCUCCGGCCUCCAGUGGUGCACCGAUUCCCGACCUGGGACCUUGUCAAGGUGCUACAGACUCUGAUGGAGGACCCCUUUGAGCCCCUGCGAGACACCCCUUUGAGAUAUCUGUCAUUCAAAGUGUCAUUUCUGGUCGCCAUAACCUCUGCCAGAAGAAUCUCAGAACUGGCAUCUCUAUCUGUCCGACCAGGUUUGUGUGUCUUUCAUACCAACCGGGUGGUGUUAUGUUUGGACCCUUCCUUUCUACCAAAGGUUAAUUCAUGGUUUCACAGGGCCCAGGAGCUGGUACUCCCUAACUUUUGUCCCAAUCCGGUGCAUGCACUGGAACCAAAGUGGCACACAUUAGACGUGCGGAGGGCACUCCGGAUUUAUAUAAAGCGGACUUCUUCAUUCCGAAAGAUGGAGUCUUUUUUUGUUUCAUUUCAACUGGCCUCCUUGGGGCCAAGAUCAUCCUUUGACCCUGGGCCGUUGGAUUUGGGUGUGUAUUGCCAAAUCUUAUGAGAUAUAGGCCCUUCCACUGCCCAAGAGGAUUACAGCACACUCCACCCGGAGUGCGGCAACAAGUGCAGCAUGGGCCACUCAGGCCUCUCUGGAGGAGGUUUGUCUGCUAUCUGGUCCUCCCUGUCCCCCUUUAUCAGGCACUAUAAAGUUGAUGCCUAUACCUCUGCAGAGGCGGCCUUUGGGAGGCGGGUCCUCCAGUGGGUGCACACUGAUAGGGGGACCUAGGGCCGGGCUCCUGCCCACCCGUAAGGACAGCACUGCUUUGGUAUGUCCCUUUCCUGGAUGCUGCCACCACUACAAUGGAGAAGGAACAUUGGUCUUACUUGAUACGAUCCUUCUCGUUGAGUGGUGACAGCAUCCAGCCCCACCCUGUUUCGGAGCUGGCCCUGGUCCGCUGGUUGGUGGUUGGCUCUGUUGUUUGUUUGUUUUUUAACUGUUUCUUACUUGUUUCUGAGUCAACACACGUCAAGACUGUCGCUAUUCCUUCGACAAAGCUGGGGACCGUUGGUGGAGGCAUGUCCUCGCAACUUGACAGUCUCAGUCCCAUUCGCUAGCGUACAAGGACAACCCUUUCCUGGAUGCUGCCACCACUCAACAAGAAGGAUCGUAGCAGGUAAGACCAACGUUCCAUCUCCUUUGUCUUGCUAGUAUUUAGAUGUAAGUUGUUUUUUGAACAGCAUAUGGAUCCACCUUCUGGACUUCUUCCCCUCCAGUUAUAAGCCCCAAUGCCGUUGUGUCAUCUGCAAACAUUAUUAUGACGUUAGAUGGAUUCAAGGAUAUGCAGUCAUAUGUGUACAGCGAGUACAGGAAGGGGCUGAGCAUGCAGCCCUGAGGGGAGCCUGUGCUGAGCUUCAGGGUGGAAGAUGUCAGAGACCCAACCCUUACUAUUUGUGCACAAUCCAUCAGGAAGUCUUUGACCCAGUCACAAAUGAGGAGAAGGAAAUUCAGGUCAAUCAGCUUUUCAAUGAGAAUUCCUGAUAAGAUGGUAUUAAAGGCCAAGCUAUAGUCUAUAAAUCAAAAAGUCCCUCUAUAUAGAGACUAUAAAGUCUCUCUCUUUGCUAUAUCAUCUCUUGAUCAUCAUGUCUGGCCCCCAAAAAGUUCAUUUUGGUCUUUUUAAUCCUUUAAUCCUAGGAAAGGUUUUGACUGUCUUUAGGCAGCUAUAGCUUGCUGAUGUUCACAUACCAUUUUUUACUUGAGUGAAAAA
Molecule: messenger RNA, 5910 nt
Organism: Pantherophis guttatus
Lineage: Eukaryota; Metazoa; Chordata; Lepidosauria; Squamata; Colubridae
Source: RefSeq, a predicted model, not a curated record